Messenger RNA from Porites evermanni, 3313 nucleotides. Lineage: Eukaryota; Metazoa; Cnidaria; Anthozoa; Scleractinia; Poritidae. The record is from the annotation of a GenBank genome assembly.
AUGGCGACCUCGGGAGGGAUGGAUGCGGAAUACAUUGGGAAAUAUAUCAAGAUUGUGAAGGAUUCGCUCGCGGUGAGUCAUACGAACGUAAGCUUAUAUCGUUGUGAUGAAAAUACAGUUAAAGAAAACCCGUGACGACGUACAGCUGUUGAUAAUAGACCCAGCAUAGCCUGUACUAUCUGAUCAUCUUCAAGUAGGUACCUCAGCCUCAAUUUCAGAUCAGACGAUUACUUCAAGUCGUUUUUCUCCCUCAAGGCUCGAAGUAAUAGUCUGAAAUCAGGCUAGUAUGUGCUAGGUUUUACUGUUAAUUCUCUUUUACAAUUGCAUUAUUUUUCUCAAGGAACUGUAUAUGAAUAGAUUAUUUGACUUUUUCUUGUUUUAUCCCGGAAGCUUAUUACUCUCACUCCUCUCAUCACCUCACCAAACUUCUGUGAUUUCCUUUUGGGAUUCAAGAAAUAACUUUCUUCUGUUCAUAUAUUUCACACUGUUAUGCGAGAGACCAAAUGUUUUGAAUUUAAUGCUAAUGCUGUGGUUUUUCUCGAUUUAAAAAAGGCAUUUGACACUGUUGAUCAUGAUAUCCUUUUAUCUAAAAUGAACUUUUACGGAAUACAAGGAACAGCUUUUGAUUGGUUUACGUCGUAUUUAUCUAAUGGUACACCACAAUGUCUCGUUAAUGGUUCUCUUUUGAGAAUCUGUUCACUUAAAUGCAGGGUACCGCAGUGCUUAUUUAUUUUUUAGAGGGGCUCAUACACAGAAGGAAGUUUGAGUUUCAAAAUCGGCUAGGCUUAUAUUUGAAGGGAAAUUUGCAUCUCAAAAUCGAUUGGACUAGCUUAUAGUUGCAGUUACUCGCCUUGAGGAUGUAGAGAGGGGCGAUUUCACAGAGGGUUUUUUGUGUUUCGAGUUUGGGGGGCUUGCAUUUGGAGGGGCUUAUACAUGGAGGGGCUUACAGAUUGUUUCAGAAUUUUAUGGUAUUGAAAUUUCAGACAACAACCUCCUUCUUAAACUUCUGAGACACAGAACACCCUCACUUAGCCAUUCUUUCUUAAUGUUUUGAAAAAUAUAUCUAUACAGAAAGUGAUGAAAUCAGCAAAUGAUGCUAUAAAUCAAAAUGCAGAAGUUGAUCUUCGAAUGUAAGUGUAUUAAUUUUUAAGUUUAAACAACAUAUAGUUCUAAACAGUGGUUGCCUGAUAAGGAUGUUGAAAGAAAAGAAUAACACAACAAUAAUUCUGGUAACAUUACCUGUUUCAGCAGAAACUUCUACCUCUAUUUUUUUAUUUAAGUUAAUUUUUGGUUUUCUUUUGUUUGAAAUUUAUUAGCAUACAUUACCAGACCCAAAAACAAAGAAAAAACAAAAAUUAACUGCAACAUACAUGAUUAUAAUACCAAGAAAAUAAUAUAUUUGCAAUAAUAGCAAUAGGAAGAAUGUAAAAUUUUAGACACCACCUCAAUAUAUUUUACUGUACAAUGGAUUUAUUGAUCAAGGGAGGACUUUUUCUCAAAAAACGCUGAUGAAUGGCUUCAUCAACAAUGUAACUUCUGUUACAAAUACACUACAAGAAAAAGAAAAGCAAAAAUUUUAUUCAAACUCAAUUGUCAAUGAUAAACAUAUAAUUUUCCCACCCCUAAAUAGCUAAGUAACUAAUCGAUCCAUACAGACAUGUAACCUUUAUUUCACCUCAAAUUUUAGAGAAGAGCGGCUGGUAAUUGAGCUCACUUCAAGCUUAUAUUUCCAUUGCCUGAGAAAACAGCCAACAUUUUGUGACACCACCAUGGCUGUUUCCUUCCAAAAUAAUGUCUGAGGAAACAGAUCUGGGAUCAACAAAAAUUUUAUGUUAGCUGUUUUCUUAGGCUUAUAUUUCCAAGAUAUAAAUUAAGAUCUCAAAACUGGUGUUUAUAAUAGAAAUUCACAGUACAUGUAACUGGUCAAAAGUAUCAACAAUAUUAUUAUUCUUAUUAUUAACCUUGUUUUGUUCUAUCAGAAUUAGUGGGUUUUGUUAUAUUCUCCCUUGUAAGGGGAGAGGAUACUAACUGUCAAACCAACAAGACCAUGAACAGUGUCUUGAAAUAUUUCAGGAGUGUUUAUUGUAUUACGACCAAUCAUGGCAAAGAUCAGGACACACUAUUAAACUAGCCACGAAAGUACAAACAAAUUAACGUUCUUGCUUGCAGUUUAGUUUCUCACGCUUGAUGGUCUUUUUUCUUGCCACACAAUAACAUUCCACAUAUAUUUCUGAUGUUCACGGUUUUGUCGGUCUGACAGUAAGUAUUACACAUGUAUAAAAAUAACUGACCUAUUUUUUUGUUUCAGGAAAUCAACCACUCAAUCAGAGGGUACAAGCAACAAACUUGAGAAACAUUUGGAAGAUUUUUACACUGCAUGUGACCAGCUGCAACUUUAUUUGGUAAUUAACACAUUUUCAUAAUGUUAUUUGUCUCCAUCUUACAUGUGCGUCUUAAGAGUACAAAUACAGCGUAGCCAGAAAUUUGUCCUCAUUUCUGCUUUUUGUUAGUGGUGCAUGUAUUUUAACCAAGAGUAUCACCAGAUUGAGGUUUAUAGCUGUGUAAAGCAUGACAAUCUGUGCCAGAGAGAACUGCUCUUUAGUUCCACUGCAAGGCAGGUAGCACUGGAAUGAAAUAGCAAUGAGGAAUUGAACAUUAGACAAAACCAGAUGAGGUGUAAACAUUUAAUCUAACAAUAUUAUUUUUAUUUACCCAUUCACCCCUGAGCCGCUUGUAAGCGCCUGUGUGGAUCCACGUCCCUUCUACCACUUGUGAAAUUAUCAGUUUUAACAAUCAAGGACAACUUUGUCCGCUUACUUCUGCAGCAUAUAGAGAUAUUUCACACCAUUAUAUUGCUAUUUCAAAUAAACAUUUUUUUCUGUGAUGUGAAUUUUUUAUACGAGCAUUUAAUUUUGCGAGGAUUUAUUUUUGCAGGUCUUUAUUUUCUUUAUUUUUUUGAAAUCAUAAAAAACAUGAAAUUAAAGACCCAUUAAAUUGAGUACUAUUAAUAAGUAGCUGUGUUUUCAUGUCAUGAUAUUAUUAUCUAAAGAAAGAACAUGAUAUCUUUAUUGCUAAGUUGACCAUUGUUAAAGGAGUCUGAUUUUCUUUUCUUUAGGAAAUAAUGAGAGAAACAGAAAAUCAAACACAGCUCAGCAUGAAGUACACACCUAAACCUGUCUCCAACAGCAAAACAGAAAAUGUAACAGGCACGCAGACAUACACUGAGUAUUUGUCUACUGUAAGGACACAGAUUGCUGCCGCUAAAGAACUGCAAGAUUUGUUGUCAGAUUUCUGCCUGGCUCAGUUGUCAUAG